AUGAGCGUCUGGACGUCUCGGCGCGCCUUCCCGAUCUCGCUCUGCCUCUCUGUGCUUUUAAACUGUUUGGUCACAGCGCGGACCUUCGAGGUGACACUGCUUCACACCAACGACAACCACGCGCGGAUCGAGGAAACCAACGAGAGCUCGGGGAAAUGUCCAUCCGGGGGAACCUGCUUCGCUGGGGUCGCCAGGCGGUUCACUAAAGUGUCGGAGAUCCGGAAAAAGGAGAAGAAUGUGUUGUUUCUGGAUGCUGGAGACCAGUUUCAGGGAACUGUCUGGUUCAACUACUACAAAGGCGCCGAAGCAGCGCACUUCAUGAACAAACUUGGUUAUGAUGUCAUGGCGUUUGGAAACCACGAGUUUGACAAUGGAGUGGAUGGUCUGAUUCAGCCCUUCCUCCAGAAUGUGAAUUGCUCUGUGCUGAGUGCCAACAUAAAACCUGACCAGACUCUGGCCACAAAACUCAGUGGAUACUACCAGCCCUACACAGUCCUCGAUGUGGGCUCAGAGAAAGUGGCUGUGGUCGGCUACACCACUGCAGAGACCCCCUUCUUAUCCAUGCCAGGCCAGCACCUAACGUUUGAGGAUGAGGUGGAGACACUUCAGAUUCAGGUGGAUAAGCUCGAAACUCUGGGCUAUAAUAAAAUCAUUGCCCUGGGCCACUCUGGCUUUGAUGUGGAUAAAGACAUCGCCAAGCGAGUGAGAGGAGUUGACAUUGUUAUUGGAGGACACACCAACACAUUCCUCUAUACUGGAAACCCCCCAUCCACUGAGGUCCCAGCAGGUCCCUACCCCUUUAUGGUGAGGUCCAAUGAUGGGAGAAAUGUGCCGGUGGUCCAGGCCUAUGCCUUUGGGAAAUACCUUGGAUACCUGAAAGUUACUUUUGAUGAGGCUGGGAAUGUGAUAAAAGCUACUGGAAACCCAAUUCUAAUGGACAGCAGCAUUCCUCAAGACCCGGAUGUCCUUGCUGACGUAGAGAAGUGGAAGAAAGACUUGGCUCAUUACUCCUCACAGUAUGUGGGACAGACCUUAGUCUACCUCAAUGGAACCUUUGAAGAGUGUCGAUUUCGGGAGUGUAACCUUGGCAACCUAAUCUGUGAUGCCAUGAUUCAUCACAAUAUAAAGUAUUCAAAUGAGUUGCAGUGGAAUCACGUGAGUAUAUGUAUGCUGAAUAGUGGGGCCAUACGGACAGCUAUAGAUGAGCACUACAAAAACGGUUCCAUAAGUAUGGAGGAGAUCCUCACCAUUUUACCAUUUGGAGGAACAUUUGACUUGGUCAAGAUAAAAGGAUCAACAAUGAAAAAGGCAUUUGAACACUCCAUUCACAGAUAUGGAAGCAUGUCUGGAGAAUUUCUUCAAGUCUCAGGCAUUCACGUAGAGUACGACCUCUCCAGGCCAGUGAACCAGCGUGUAGUGUCUGUGUCCACGCUCUGCAAUGAGUGCCGUGUGCCCAAGUAUGAACCAUUAGACCCAGAAAAGACAUACACUGUGGUCGUGCCUUCAUACAUUGUGGCCGGAGGGGAUGGCUUUACCAUGAUCAAAGAGGAGUUGCUAAAGCAUAACACAGGUGAUAUGGACAUUUCUGUUUUAUCCAAAUACAUCUCAGACAUGAAGUUUGUGUACCCUGCAGUGGAAGGCCGGAUCAUAUUCAGGAACUCAGCUGUCUUUGCAACCCACAAUCUCGGAUUAUUGCUCCUAGGUUUAUGUCUGUCCCUGACCCUCUGAUUGGUUUUUUUGUACUCCUGGAAACUGUGAUAAACUUAAGGGAGAGUUCCGCUGCUUUUGAAACUCCUCUCGGUAUGGGUUAACUGCCUUUCCAUUUCACUGCCUUCAAGGAUAACUAGAAGACAACACAAAUGCAGUGUCAGCCUCGGUAGAUUCAAUAUCCCGGCAGGAAUUUAUUUUAUCCCACAAAUCAGCCAAUGAUUUAAACAACCGUUUAUCCUGUAUACUAAGAUCUUACAGACACAGCAAGGUGAACAAGUUAAAUAUGAAAAAAGCAAAGAUGUAUUGGACAUUAAAUAUUUUUGACAUAAAAGUGCAUGUAACAAUUAAAAUUUUAGUAAGGUAGACUGCAAAUAUGAAUGUCACUUUCCUGCAUAUAUAAAGGAACUGAAAAAGUGCCAUGUUUUGUCUAAAAUCCUGACAACACAUUUUAUCUGAAGAAUAACUAAAUAAGUUAGUAAUCAUUUACAGUUGCAUUAGAAAUGAUUGUACCAUGGCCAGUUGCAACAAACUGUCAUUCAUU
Messenger RNA from Xiphias gladius (swordfish), 2251 nucleotides. Its product is annotated as snake venom 5'-nucleotidase-like. The record is from RefSeq and is a predicted model, not a curated record. Lineage: Eukaryota; Metazoa; Chordata; Actinopteri; Istiophoriformes; Xiphiidae. The transcript is spliced from 9 exons. Gene Ontology annotation, biological process: AMP catabolic process. The coding region runs from base 1 to 1728 and encodes 575 amino acids. Gene Ontology annotation, cellular component: plasma membrane. Gene Ontology annotation, molecular function: metal ion binding; nucleotide binding; 5'-nucleotidase activity.